AUGAAUUCAAUCAGGCUAAUUGUAAAUUCUUUUGAUAAUAUACUACCUGGUAAAUCAGAUUUUGAGUUAACAUCAACUGAUGAUCAAUUACAAGAUGAUGAACAACAACCUGAAAAAAUAGAGGAAUCACUACAACCACAAUCACAAAGUAAUCAAGAUUCACUUAUAGACAAUAUAGAUGAAGAUACUCAGAAAAUUGUAGAGAAUAAUACAAUAAAAGGACCAUGUAAAUUACCAAAAUCAACGGAGAUAAAUGUUGAUGAAGAAUUAGAGGAACUAGACGGAGAAAAUAAAGAUGAAGUAAAUCUAACAGAUCAAGAUGAAGUAGACGAUACUCAAACUUCACAAACCACAACAUCACAAUCAACAAUUUUAUCAUUCUUUUUAACAAUUUGGAAAAUCAUAUAUUUCUUCCCAAAUUACCUUAUAAUAAAACCAAUAAUCAUAAUAAUUAAUAUCAUAAUAUUUCCAUUCACAUUAUUAAAAAAUUCUUUAGGAUUUGGAACAAAAUCAAAUAUACAAAAUCCAAUAUAUGAUGAAAAAAUCGGAGAAUUUGAUUCAAGUGACGUAGAAGAUGAUCCAUUAGUAACUAGAGAAAAACCAUCAAAAGAAACAAAACAACAAAAUCAAAAACAAUCAACACCAGAAUCACCUAAAAGUAAUGACCAAUAUAAUGAUUAUGAAGAUGAAAAAAUAUUACAAAUUAAACAAGAUAAUAUAAUAGCAAAUGAAAUAAAAUCACCAACUUCAUUUACAAAAUAUAUGAUUCCACCACCUCAAAGAUUAUAUCCAUUAUCAAGAAAUCCACAAAAGAAACGUAAAAAGAAAAUUCUUAUAUUAGAUCUUGAUGAAACUUUAAUUCAUUCAUUAUCAAGAGGUUCACCAAGGUCAUUUAAUCCAGCAACACAAUCUAAAAUGAUAGAAAUAAGAUUGAAUAACAUAUCAUCAUUAUAUUACGUUCACAAACGUCCUUACUGUGAUUAUUUUUUAAGUGAAAUUUUUAAAUGGUUUGAAUUACAAAUAUUUACAGCAAGUGUUAAGGAAUACGCAGAUCCAAUUAUAAAUUGGUUAGAAGAAGAAAUAUUAGAUCAACUUAAAAAACAAAAAUAUGAUAUAUCACAAUCUCCUAAAGAAUUAACAUCUUCCAAUUACUCAAAACCAACAAUAUUCACUAAGAGAUACUAUAGAUCAGAUUGUUCAUAUAGACCAGGGGUAGGUUACAUCAAAGAUUUAAGCAAGUAUAUUAAAGAUGAUGAAUUGAAAAAUGUAAUGAUAUUAGAUAAUUCACCAAUUAGUUAUGCAUUACAUGAAGAAAAUGCAGUAAGUAUAGAAGGUUGGAUAAAUGAUUCAAAUGAUCGUGAUUUAUUAAAUUUAUUACCAUUAUUGUAUAGUUUAAGUUUAUGUAUUGAUGUAAGAUAUAUUUUAGGACUAAAAAAUGGGGAAAAAUUAUUUGAAUAG
This is a messenger RNA of Lodderomyces jiufengensis, 1458 nucleotides long. Its product is annotated as Nem1-Spo7 phosphatase catalytic subunit. The coding region runs from base 1 to 1458 and encodes 485 amino acids. The record is from RefSeq and is a predicted model, not a curated record. Gene Ontology annotation, molecular function: protein serine/threonine phosphatase activity. Lineage: Eukaryota; Fungi; Ascomycota; Pichiomycetes; Serinales; Debaryomycetaceae. The transcript has a single exon.